AUGAUAGCAAUAAAUAGCGGCUUCUACAGUUUUUCAUGUUAUAAGCUCGUUUUACCAGCAGUGAUUCCGUACAUCCUCCCACGCGCCCGAACCAUCUUCGCUCAGUCAAUCUCAUUAUCAAACGCUCUCUGUGUCCUUGGUUCUCUGUCUUCCAUGAGUAACGCAUUUAGGAUCAACGAUCUCUCACUUGAGAUUCUCUGCGAGACUCUUCUUCUGUAUGUUCUACGCAUGUCACAGAGCGACGUACCGCAUCAAGUAUCUACAACAUACCCGACCAAGUUUUCUAAAUGCGACCCGGAUCCACCUGCGGAAUCUAUGUUGUCGCCACAGCGCCUCUCUCAAGUCUGCAGGUUAUGGCGCAAUGUGGCUACAUCACUUCCAUCCUUAUGGACAGACAUCAACGUUCUCCUGCAUAGAAAUAACAGCAACAAACGGGAUGCUUGGCUCGUAAGAGCAGCCGACACUUGGACAGAGAGAUCCAAGAUGUCUCCACUUCGGUUACGCGUCGCGUACCAUAUUCUUGACGUUCCAAAGUCGAAGUUUGACACUGCAGUAUCCUGGCUUCACUCUCUGUCUUUUGGCACGGAAUUUGCUAGCAGCGACAACAUGCCACAAGUGCACCUCGACAUUUCGUGUUCUUCGGUGAAGAGUCUACACCUCACAAGUAUCCCUUGCAUUAGAUCCGGACAAAUUUCGAGUCUACGGGAACUAACUCUAUGUGGCAUUCUCAAAUUCUCAGGACGCAAGAUCAAUGUUCAACGAGCGGAUCUUCUAGAAGUCUUUCGACACAUGCCGCACUUGGAAGUCCUUAAAACCAACUGGCUCGACUGCAAUUUAUUGGGGUUAGUUGAUUCACAAGCCCUCCCUAUAACGUUGCACAGACUACACACCCUUGCAUUCAGCAACGAUAGUACUUCUGCAUUCAUCGUCAGCAAGCUGCUCCUGCCAGCACUGAGACGCCUGAUUCUCAAACCUUUUCCCUGGGAUUUCUCAGAGGGACUUUCAAAUAUGAUUGAACUGUCCCAGUCUUCUUUGGAAUACUUGGAGAUUUCCAAUGGAUUCUAUUCUGAAGACGAUAUCACUCCUUUUCUGCGACGCUUCACGUCAGACCUGAAAGCUCUUUGUCUGCUGUAUCAUGGACCCUUCUUCCUGCUCGAUUUCUUAGAAUUGCUGUUCAUAAUCGACACAGGCGGGCUUAGGGGAGCCGGGAACAUCCGUUUUCCCAAUCUUGAGGAGCUUUGUAUCAAAGACAGUCGAUCUAAUAUUCAAUAUGCUCGGAUAAGAGACCCUGAUCUUGAAGAAGUAGAAAAAAGAAAAUUUGCGUUCUUUUGCAAUAUGCUUGAAGAGAGGUGCCACACGCUUAGCUUGAUUGGGACUAUCGAAUGUCACCCUGCUCGCCAUAGUGAGAGCCACUGUUUCAAUAUUCCGUUCGUCGACGUCAGCUUCAAACAGAUUUAUAGGACCUUUGCAAAGUCAAUCCGAUUUGAUAUUCGAUUCGAGAAGUUGUAA
Fomitiporia mediterranea MF3/22 is the source of this 1509-nucleotide messenger RNA. RefSeq lists its product as uncharacterized. The coding region runs from base 1 to 1509 and encodes 502 amino acids. The record is from RefSeq and is a predicted model, not a curated record. The transcript has 3 exons. NCBI's taxonomy places the organism in Eukaryota, Fungi, Basidiomycota, Agaricomycetes, Hymenochaetales, Hymenochaetaceae.